UUUUAUAUUUACUCUUUGCACUUGCUGGCACAAACUGUCCCUUUUUUUGGAUGUUUUGUCAGGAAUGUUCAUGUGUGCUUGUGUUACAUGUGACUGGACACAUAUGAAGUAACAACACUGGGAAUGGAAGCAGGAACAGCACACUAUCAUGGCAGAGCUAGACAUGUCAAACGGAGGCUAUGAUGUGGAACUGUUUGUGGACGCCCCAGACUAUGACCUGAUCUGCACGAUAUGUCAGGGCGUCCUCAGGUGUCCAGUAAGAGCUGCAUGCCACCACAUCUUCUGCAAGAAAUGUAUCCUGCAGUGGCUGAAGAGACAGGAGACGUGCCCUUGCUGCAGAAAGUCUGUUAACCAGAGCUUGAUCUUUAUCAUGUUUAAACUGAGCAAAUCUAUCGGACGCAUGAAAAUCAAGUGUAAGAACGAGAUCCUUGGCUGUGCAGAGACGUUCCCACUGUCGGAGCAGGACGGUCACAGCAUGAGAUGUCUGUAUGAGCUCAUCCUGUGUCCUCACCAGGGCUGCCGGGCGCAGCUGCUCCACAGGGACCUGGAGACCCACAGCCAGCACUGCGAACACUGGCGCCAGCCAUGUCAAAUGGGAUGUGGGACAAUCUUGUCCCAGCUCACUCGGGUUCAACACAACUGCUACAAGCAGCUGAGGCAGGAGUAUGAAGCCAGGCAGAGGAGCCACAGGGCAAUUGCUGCCGCCCUGCAGAGGAAGAUGAGGAGGAUGCAGAGCACCAUGGCCCACAUGAAGAGGCAGAUCGGGCUGAUCUGUGAGAGCCUGGAGGUGAUGGACGACCUGCCUGAGGUUGAAGAGGAAGAGUUUGGAGGAAGCAGCGGCAGGGGGACUGGAACCAGCAACAACAGCAACUGUUGAUGGAUGAAGAAAGUCUGUGGCUGACAAGUGAAUUUGCUAGAAUUUAUCUGAAAGUGGGUAUUUUAUGAUUUGGUGUGUACAUUAUAAAAAUUAAUUUCAAUUGUAAAGUAGAAUUUGCUGAUGUUCAAUUAAUUUUAGAUAUAAAAUACUG
Molecule: messenger RNA, 1028 nt
Organism: Thalassophryne amazonica
Lineage: Eukaryota; Metazoa; Chordata; Actinopteri; Batrachoidiformes; Batrachoididae
Gene: rnf151
Product: ring finger protein 151
Exons: 4
Coding region: 149-877 (242 amino acids)
Biological process (GO): positive regulation of JNK cascade; regulation of canonical NF-kappaB signal transduction
Cellular component (GO): plasma membrane signaling receptor complex
Molecular function (GO): zinc ion binding
Source: RefSeq, a predicted model, not a curated record